UGAAUGUGACGCAGAAGAACCAUCUCCCUAAAGAUCUCGUCAAAAAAUUGCAGAUGAAGGUCAAAGGUCAGAUCUAAACACAGCAGCAUGGACCAACAUGAAGACGAGGAGGACAGAGUCCCUCCCUCUAAAGCCGCUCACAGUGGGGAAUAUGAUGACCAGAGUAAAGUUCAGAGGAAACCACCAGAACCAGAACCAGAACCUGGUAAAUCAGUCCAGCUUUCAGCAUCAAAGAGGAAACUACUAGAACCAGAACCUGAACCUGGACCCAGCUGUGUGUCUUUACAGAGUGACAGUUCAAGAUAUCAGAUUAUAGAUUUUAAAUCAGAUGAACCUCCAGCAGCAAAGAGGAAACUACCAGAACCAGAACCUGGACCUGGACCCAGCUGUGUGUCUUUACAGAGUGACAGUUCAAGAUAUCAGAUUAUAGAUUUUCAAUCAGAGGAACCUUUAUCAGCAAACAGAGUGGACCAGCAGAGCUCAGAGGUUCCCACUGGUCCGUCUGUCCAGCAGGAUCAAACACAGCUGGACUCCAUAUUUAUGCUGCUGGAGGAAAACAUCAUCACUUUUGUGAAGAACGAGCUGAAGAAGAUCCAGAAGAGUCAGAAGAAGAAUGAGGAGAUGUUGGAGGGUGAGGAUGAAGAUCAAAGGAGAAACAGCAGAGAAGCUUUAGUGAAGAUCACCCUGAACUUCCUGAGGAAGAUGAAGCAGGAGGAGCUGGCUGAUCAUCUGCAGAGCAAGCUUAGUCCCUCAGCUCCUCAACAUCAACUUAAAUCCUCCCUGAAGAAGAAGUUCCAGUGUGUGUUUGAGGGAAUCGCUAAAGCAGGAAGUCCAGCCCUCCUGAACCAGAUCUACACAGAGCUCUACAUCACAGAGGGAGGAACUGGAGAGGUCAACCAGGAACAUGAGGUCAGACAGAUUGAAACAGCAUCCAGGAAACCACACAGACCAGAAACAACAAUCAGACAAGAAGACAUCUUUAAAGUCCCACCUGGAAGAGAUCAACCAAUCAGAACAGUGAUGACAAAGGGAGUGGCUGGCAUUGGGAAAACAGUCUUAACACAGAAGUUCACUCUGGACUGGGCUGAAGACAAAACCAACCAGAACAUCCAGUUCAUAUUUCCAUUCACCUUCAGAGAGCUGAAUGUGCUGAAAGAGAAAAAGUUCAGCUUGGUGGAACUGAUUCAUCACUUCUUUACUGAAACCAAAGGAAUCAGUAACUUUGAACAGUUCCAGGUUCUGUUCAUCUUUGAUGGCCUGGAUGAGAGUCGACUUCCUCUGGACUUCAACAACAAGGAGAUCCUGACUGAUGCUACAGAGUCCAGCUCAGUGGAUGUUCUGCUGACAAACCUCAUCAGGGGGAAACUGCUUCCCUCUGCUCUCCUCUGGAUAACCACACGACCUGCAGCAGCCAAUCAGAUCCCUCCUCAGUGUGUUGGCAUGGUGACAGAGGUCAGAGGGUUCAAUGACCCCCAGAAGGAGGAGUACUUCAGGAAGAGAUUCAGAGAUAAAGAACAGGCCAGCAGGAUCAUCUCCCACAUUAAAACAUUACAAAGUCUCUAUACCCUGUGUCACAUCCCCGUCUUCUGCUGGAUGACUGCUACAGUUCUGGAGGAUUUGCUGGAAACCAACAAAAGAGCCAUACUCCCAAAGACCCUGACUGAGAUGUACAUCCACUUCCUGGUGGUUCAGACCAAAGUGAAGAAGGUCAAGUAUGAUGGAGGAUCUGAAACAGAUCCACACUGGAGUCCAGAGAGCAGGAAGAUGAUUGAGUCUCUGGGAAAACUGGCUUUUGAUCAGCUGCAGAAAGGAAACCUGAUCUUCUAUGAAUCAGACCUGACAGAGUGUGGCAUCGAUAUCAGAGCAGCCUCAGUGUACUCAGGAGUGUUCACACAGAUCUUUAGAGAGGAGAGAGGGCUGUACCAGGACAAGGUGUUCUGCUUCGUCCAUCUGAGUGUUCAGGAGUUUCUGGCUGCUCUUCAUGUUCAUCUGACCUUCAUCAACUCUGGCGUCAAUCUGCUUGAGGAAUCUUUGACAGAAGAUAAAGAAUCAGCACUGGCUAAUUUACAUCAGAGUGCUGUGGACAAAGCAGUAGAGAGUCCAAAUGGUCAUCUGGACUUGUUACUUCGCUUCCUUCUGGGUCUUUCACUGCAGACCAAUCACACUCUCCUAAAAGGUCUGAUUUCACCGACUGAAAACAAAACCAGUCUGGAAUCAGUCCAGUACAUCAGGAAUAAGAUCAGUGAAAAUCUCUCUGGAGAGAAAAGCAUCAACUUGUUCCACUGUCUGAAUGAACUGAAUGACCAGUCUCUGGUGGAAGAGAUCCAACAGUCUUUGAGUUCAAGAAGUCACUUAAAAGAAAAUCUGUCUCCAGCUCAGUGGUCAGCUCUGGGUUUCAUCUUAUUGUCAUCAGAGAAAGAUCUGGAUGUAUUUGACUUGAAGAAAUACUCUGCUUCAGAGGAUGCUCUUUUCAGGCUGCUGCCUGUGGUCAAAGCCUCCAAAAAAGCUAUAUUGAGUGAUUGUGACCUCUCAGAGCGAAGCUGUAAAGCAUUGGCACCAGUUAUAGGGGAUCAUUGGUCAAGUCUUCGAGAGUUAGAUCUCAGUAACAACAAGCUACUGGAUUCAGGAGUGAAGCUGCUGUGGUCUGAACUGGAGAGUCAGAACCUUCAACUGGAAGCUCUCAGGCUUAGCAUCUGUAACCUGACUGAGAAAAGCUGUGAGAGUUUGGCUUCAGUCCUCAGCUCCCAGUCCUCCAGCCUCAGAGAGCUUGACCUCAGCAACAAUGACCUGCAGGACUCAGGAGUGAAGCUUCUGUCUGAUGGGCUGAAGAGUCCACACUGUAAACUGGAAACAUUAAGGCUGUCAGGCUGUCUGAUCACAGAGGAGGGCUGUGAUUCUCUGGCUUCAGCUCUGAGCUCCAACCCCUCCUACCUGAUAGAGCUGGACUUGAGCUACAACAAUCCAGGAGAGAAAGCAGUGAAGCUACUGAGAGAAAGACAGGAGGAUCCACACUGUGGACUGAAGCAUCUCAGCCUGGAGCCUGCAGGAGCCCAAUGGUUAAAGAAAGGUCUGAUGAAGUAUUCCUGUCAACUCGCCAUCGACGCAAACACAGUGAGCAGAAAACUCAAACUGUCUGAGGACAACAGGAAGGCGACCCAUGUGGAGGAGCUUCAGUCAUAUCCUGACCACCCAGACAGAUUUGAUGGUCCUCACCUGCUGUGUGCUACUGGUCUGACUGGUCGCUGUUACUGGGAGGUGGAGUGGGAAAGAAAUGUUCGAAUAGCCAUGAGUUACAGGGGGAUCAGAAGGAGGGGAGGUGGUGAUGAUUGUAUGUUUGGAUUUAACAACCAGUCCUGGAGUUUGAGCUGCUCUGAUUGUGAUGGUUACUCUGCUUGGCAUAAUAAGAUAGGGACACCCAUCUCCUCCUCCUCUGUCUCUAACAGAGUAGCCGUCUAUGUGGACUGUCCUGGUGGAGUUCUGUCCUUCUACAGAGUCUCCUCUGACUCCCUGAUCCACCUCUACACCUUCAGCACCACCUUCACUGAACCUCUCUACCCUGGAUUUGCAAUCUUCUCUAAUUCCUCUGUUUCUUUAAUCUGAAGAGCCUAAGAAAAGGUCUGCUGCCCUUUUUCUACAGCCUAGUUUAGCUUGACUUUCUGAAAGAACGCUAAAAGGAGAUGUUGACAAAAAUGGGUUUUUACAUUCAACUAAAAUGUAGCUACUCUUGCUGCACUGGGCUUUACAGUGGUGACUGACAAACUAUAAUCCAGUUUGUCUGUAUUCGUCCCUUGCAGAGACUGAACAGCUUAUUUAAAGAAAUAACAAGGUGUUUUCAGGUCAUUAAGUGAAAAAAGUGAAAACUGUUUCACAUUCUCUUUCCACCAUACAUAUAUUACCGUAAAACACUUUUUUACUUUCAUGUACUUAUUUUUUUGUUUUGUUCUUGUAAAUGUUUUUGUAAACUUUUAUGAUUGCAAUUAUUUUUGGUUUAUUUGCUAUAAUCCAUGUAAAUUCUCUAAUGUAACUUGAGAGAAUGAAAAGAAUACUAAAUGGUGUGAAAGUUUUCUCCUUGAAUUGCAUUUUAAGUUUCUUGACAAAAUCUUCUUUAAAACACUUUUUUACAUUCAUGUGCUCAUUUUGUUUUGUUCUCAUAUUUUUGUUUUACUUUCUCUAAAUAUCUAAACUCUUAACUGUAGUUUAUUUAGGCAAAGUUGCUGUUUUAUAGAACUGAAUAAAAUGUAGAGUUGGUGAUUUUUU
This is a messenger RNA of Poecilia latipinna (sailfin molly), 4257 nucleotides long. Its product is annotated as NACHT, LRR and PYD domains-containing protein 3-like. Lineage: Eukaryota; Metazoa; Chordata; Actinopteri; Cyprinodontiformes; Poeciliidae. Gene Ontology annotation, molecular function: protein binding. The transcript has 15 exons. The record is from RefSeq and is a predicted model, not a curated record. Bases 88 to 3600 code for a protein of 1170 amino acids.